This is a messenger RNA of Juglans microcarpa x Juglans regia, 946 nucleotides long. RefSeq lists its product as uncharacterized. Bases 86 to 829 code for a protein of 247 amino acids. The record is from RefSeq and is a predicted model, not a curated record. Lineage: Eukaryota; Viridiplantae; Streptophyta; Magnoliopsida; Fagales; Juglandaceae. The transcript has a single exon. Gene Ontology annotation, cellular component: plasma membrane.
AGGAAAAAAACACAAAAAAGGCUUCCUUCUUACCAAAAUUUGACCGAAGUCAGUCUCUCACUCCCACUCCAUUCUUCCGGGCGCCAUGCAAGGAGAUCCUUCGAGACCCAUAACCGGUUACCCAGCCCCGAACGGUUUCCCGCCUCCCCAACCCGGCGUUGCCUACCCUUACCAUGCGCCCCCACCACCGCCACAAUCUCACCCUUACUACAAUCCCCAGCCCUAUCCCUACCCUUCCUCCUCCUCAACCACCUUCGUCCGCCGCUUCCUCACUUCCAUGAUCGUUGUCUUCUUCCUCAUUGGCGUCUCCAUCCUCAUCCUCUGGCUCGUCCUCCGCCCCCGCAUCCCCGACUUCCGAGUCGACUCUCUUUCCGUUUCCAAUUUCUCCUCCGGCUCCAAUUACUCCUCCUCCAUCACCGGCUUAUGGAACGUCAGGUUCUCCGUCUACAACCCCAACAAGAAGAUGUCCAUCUCCUACGAGGAAGUUCACUCCUCCCUCCUCUAUAAAUCGGAGCCCAUAUCCCAGACGCGUAUCGCGCCGUUCAAGCAGGGGAAGCGGAAUCAGACGGUUCUUGACACGGCCUUCUCCUCCACCGCCACCUACGUUGACAGAUGGGUCGUGAAUGAUAUCAGCGGUGACAGGGCACGUGGUUCUGUGAGCUUCAGUGUGAUUGUUGGUGCUAGGGUUCAGUUCCGGCCUGGCGGGUGGAGGGCGAGGAAUCGGAUGCUUAGGGUGUUAUGUGAAGAUUUGCCGGUCGGUAUCUCCUCCAAUAGUAGCGGGUCUGGGACGCUCGUCGGUGGAGCCAAGGGCUGCAGGGUUGGUCUGUGAGUAAACAAAUAGGGCUUUCUCACUGCUAAUUUUGUUUGAUAAGAUUCUCAGUAUCUCCUUAUUUAAAUUGGAGAUUUGUUUAAAUAUGAGGAAAUAAUCGUAGUUCUCUUUUACAUU